AUGAGAGAACAGCCACCUGACUAUGUUGUGGACGAUGUCCCAGCUGAAAAUGAAGGAGACGAGAUCAACGGUGGAGCGUCGUCGUGGGUGCGGCUGCUGCCGUGUGGGACGCGCGUCCGGAAAACGGUACCGCCAUGGGACACGGACUACUACAGCCGCACAGCCAAGAUGGCGGACAUGCGCAACGAGAUUGAUAUUUACAACCACUUGCCCAAGGGCCAUCCGCGGUUCCUGACCAUGCUGGCCAGCUUCGACCACGGCCUCCAUGUCGGCAUCGACCUGCCGUAUUUGCCCAACGGCACGCUGCGGACGUAUCUCGAGAGGAACCACGUUGAGUUUGUUCCUGCCGAGGAUGGUACGGCGCCACCGGUCCCCGUCAUAUCACCACGUCUGCGCGCGCGCUGGGCUGUGGAAAUGGCCGACGGCAUCGGCUUCCUGCACGAGCACGGCAUCAUCCACUGCGACAUCAAGCCGCACAACAUGCUGCUCGACGACACGCUGGGCGUGCGCAUCAUCGACCUCGCUGGCUCCAGCCUCUGCGGCCGCCGCUCGUAUUGCUGCGAGAGCGAUCGGUUCUUUAUGCCGCGCGACCGGCACAAGCUCGACGGCACGGUGACGACGGACCUCUUUGCCGUCGGCAUGAGCCUCUUUGAGAUUGUCACGGGCGCGCAGCCGUACGGCGAGAUUGCGGACCGCCGCGAGAUCCGGGACCGCUACCAGCGCGGCGCGUUUCCGUCGCUGGCGGCCGUGCCGGCGCCCGUGCCCGGCAGCGACGACGACCGGCUGCCGCCCACGUACAUUACCAAGUACAUGAGCAGCAACCCGGACGAGGUGGGCUGGCACGGGGCGCCGGCCAACACGUCGGUCAAGGCGCGGUCGAUGGCGCCGACGGACGCGAGCGGGCGGGACAUACUGUUUGCGGGCGCCAUACGGCGGUGCUGGCACGGGCAGUUUGCGUCGGCGGCCGACCUGCUGGUGGCGCUGGCGGAGGACAUCCGAGUCACAUUUUGCGACGACGAUGUAGCCUACAUGGAAGCAGCGAGCGGACUGUCGCUGCGUGGCCCCGCGCGCCCACCUGUGCACAAAGACCAGCAGCUCGCGGUGCAGCACGUCCUUGUGUGUGUGGCUCAGAAAGUGCACGCCGCCGGGGCACGGCACCAGCCGCGCGUCGGCCGCGUUGGCAAAGAGAGGCAGGUCGGCCGCGGCCUGCUGCAGGGAGAAGACGGCGUCGGCCGUGCCCUGCAGCCACAGCACGGGGCAGCGCACGCACGGCAGCCGCGCGCGCAGGCCGUCGCGCGUCGCGAGGGCCACGGCGGCCAUGACGAUGCGCUGCUUGCCGGCCGCGCCGUGGUAGUUGCGCGCAAGGGCCGUGGACCAAACGCCGCGGAUGGCCGGCGUCACGGUCGGGCCAAAGCCAAUCUCCAUCAAGAAGUCGCAGUAGCCGUCGCCCGGCACAAAGUCCGCGUCGGCAGCCGCGUCGGUGGUGGGCGCGCCGGCCUGCGCCACGAAACCCGCGGUGGCGGCAGGGCCGUCCCAGCAGCCGAGCGCGCGGCUCUCGGCGGACUCGGCGUCCAUGGACGAGCCGACGGGCACGACACCCAAGACGCGGGUGGGCGCCAGCAGCGCCAGGCGCACAGCGAUCCAGCCGCCCUGGGACGUGCCGAGGGCAAAGAACGUGUCGAUCCCGAGCGCGUCGAGCAGCUGCAGGGCCAUGUGCGCCGAGUCCCAGUAGGUAAACGUGGCGCCGGCGCCCGACCGGGCCACUGUGCGGCCGUGGCCCAAGGGCUCGACGGCGACCAGGUUGGCAGCCGCGCACAGGUCCGCAUUCUGGAACUCGGGCUCGUAGUAGUCGGCGGUGGCCGUGAACGGGUUGAAGAGCACGACGGUGGGCUUGGCGCGGUCAAUGGCCGGCUGCGACAGCCGGUAGCCGACGUCGAUGCCGCCGAGGUGCGGGACGAAGAGUGUUUGGGUGGUAGUUGA
This is a messenger RNA of Sporothrix brasiliensis 5110, 1980 nucleotides long. RefSeq lists its product as uncharacterized. Bases 1 to 1980 code for a protein of 659 amino acids. The transcript is spliced from 3 exons. Gene Ontology annotation, cellular component: cytoplasm. NCBI's taxonomy places the organism in Eukaryota, Fungi, Ascomycota, Sordariomycetes, Ophiostomatales, Ophiostomataceae. The record is from RefSeq and is a predicted model, not a curated record. Gene Ontology annotation, molecular function: protein kinase activity; ATP binding. Gene Ontology annotation, biological process: signal transduction; protein phosphorylation.